This is a messenger RNA of Cebus imitator (Panamanian white-faced capuchin), 1129 nucleotides long. RefSeq names its product zinc finger protein 621 (gene ZNF621). The transcript is spliced from 3 exons. The record is from RefSeq and is a predicted model, not a curated record. Gene Ontology annotation, biological process: regulation of DNA-templated transcription. Lineage: Eukaryota; Metazoa; Chordata; Mammalia; Primates; Cebidae. The annotation marks the transcript as partial.
UCCAUUUUCAUGCUGCUGAGAAAGACAUAACCAAGGCUCAGAAGAAAAAGAGGUUUAAUUGUACUUAUAGUUUCACAUGGCUGUGGAGGCCUCAGAAUCAUGCCGGGAGGCCACAGGCUCUUCUCACAUGGUGGCCCCAAGGGAAAAAUGAAAGAGCUCAUGCCGGGGAACUCUCUUUUUAAAGCCAUCAGAUCUCAUGAGACUUAUUCACUAUCACGAAAACAGCACGGGAAAGACUUGCCCCCGUGAUCCAAUGACCUCCCACCAGGUGCCUUCCACAACAGGUGGGAAUUGUAGAUGAGAUUUGGGCGGGGACACAGCCAAAUCAUAUCACAGGGUGAGUCACGGCUGUUGGUAGUGGUUGGGGUAUAGAAGAUAAGGAGACAGGAGUACGGAGUCCAUGAGGGUAGGAGGUGCCAGGGGACAGAUCUGUGAAGCCAGGAACAUGGGAGCUGAUGCAGUUGCCAGGGAGAAAGCACCUGGAUGCCAGGCUAUUAGAAGCAGCAGCAGUUAGGGACUCCAGAGCCGGGCAGAUGGGAGAGCGCUGAGGCUCCCCGUGUGCAAGUGGAACUGCCGGCUGAGGGCUCGCCCUGUCUGUGUGCUGGCUGCUCUUGUUUGAGAGGCUGCACCUCUGGGGCUGCUCAGUGGGGCCGAGUUCCAUGUGGACUCAGGCAGGUUUAUGUCUCCUGAAGCUCAGGCUGCUCCCUUCUCCCUUCUGCUUCUCACACAGAGACUGAGCAGGAACCUGUGGUUUCAGGAGUCGGUGGCCUUUGAGGACGUGGCUGUGUACUUCACCCAGAACCAAUGGGGCAGCCUCGACCCUGCGCAGAGGGCCCUGUACAGGGAGGUGAUGCUGGAGAAUUAUGCAAACGUGGCUUCCCUGGCGUUUCCAUUCCCCAAACCUGCUCUAAUCUCCCACCUGGAGAAAGGGGAAGCGCCGUGGGGACCAGAUCCCUGGGAUGCUGAGAUUCCGAGUGGCAUCAGUCAGGGUGGUGAGUCCUGGAUCAAAAAUGAAGGUCCAGUUAUAAAGCAGGAAGCCUCUGAAGAAACGGAGUUGCACAGAAUGUCAGUAGGAGGACCUCUCAGGAACGUUUCUCAGCACUUUGAUUUUAAUAGUAAGGCAAUGAAG